UUUCCAAAUUGUUUUCAAAAUCCCUCUUUUGAACGCUUUACAGAAUAGAUGACGGGAAGUAUAUGACAGUUUAUAUUGCUUCAUCGAAUAUGUGGCUGCUAUGUCCACUCUCUAGAGACAGGUUCCACUAAAAAUAGAAGAAUGCUGAAGAAUAAUUUUUCUUCUCACUUUUUAUCUAAAGGAAUGCUCACGAAUCUUAAAAUAACAGCUUAAAUCCCAACAUUUUUCUUCUUCUUCACAAAAGACCCUUUGGCUGCUUCAUCUCACCAUAUUUCAUUGCCGCAACCAGCUACUAGAGACACGCUGCAAAGAAACGAAGGGAAAAAAACAGGUUUCAGAGGAGGGCUGCGGCGUCGGUUUCAAUUUUCAAAGUACGACUAGGCGUUGGUUACGAUUUUCAGAGGCAAACUGCCCGGAGUGACAGACGGGCACCUAGGUCUUUCUGAUGGGGGACCUUGUCGUAAAGCCGCUGCGAAAUAUAUCUGAGUCCUUCAAAGCCCUUGCAGCCACUGUAAAUGCUGAAAAUACGACGGUCGAGGUUGCGCCGUUUUCUCGAGCCUGCUCCUUCAUUUCGCCUCUUUUUGGUUGCUUGGGCAUAGCAUUCAAAUUUGCAGAAAUGGACUAUGUUGCUAAGGUUAAUGAUCUCGUAGAAUCAUCUAAGUCAAUUGUAUCUCUACAAGCGUUGCUGGACAAAGAUAUUGAAUCUGACUGUGUCAGGAAAGCUGGUAGCCACUCGAGAAAUCUCUUGAGAGUAAAACGUGGGCUUGACAUGGUCAGAGUACUCUUCGAGCAAAUUCUAGUUACAGAAGGCAAUUCGUUGAGAGAUCCAGCUUCAAAAGCAUAUGCACAGGUAUUUGCUCCUCACCAUGGGUGGGCUAUCAGAAAAGCUGUUGGGGCAGGGAUGUAUGCUCUUCCUACAAAGGCUCAAUUACUAAGCAAGCUCAAUGAAGAUGAAGCCUCAGCCAGAAUUCUGAUGCAAGAUUAUGUGGCUGCUUCUGCUCCUGUGAUUCAGUAUGUUGAAAAGCUCUUCUUCUCCAGAGAUUUGGGCGUCGAUUGGUAAUAUAUCAACUACAUAUUAUUAUCUAAAUACUUUGAGCCCUGUAUAUGUAAUCUAUUAAUGUUUCUUGGCCCCUCACCCAGAAAAGAAAGAAGAAAAAAUAAAAAUGCAAUCAACUAGAAAUCUUUCUCUUGGCUUUUAUUGAACUAUUUGUAUCUUGGAGCGUUGGCCUCUUUCCAUUAAGAUUGAAAAAGAAAAAAAGGGAAAAUAAUGCCAUGGAUCAUAAUCACUUUGAAAUGUGAGUGAAUCUCCUUAAGAAAUUUCUAAAGAGUAUUAUUUGUGACUAA
Molecule: messenger RNA, 1344 nt
Organism: Cucumis melo (muskmelon)
Lineage: Eukaryota; Viridiplantae; Streptophyta; Magnoliopsida; Cucurbitales; Cucurbitaceae
Product: accelerated cell death 11
Exons: 5
Coding region: 446-1060 (204 amino acids)
Biological process (GO): ceramide transport; intermembrane lipid transfer
Cellular component (GO): membrane; cytoplasm; cytosol
Molecular function (GO): ceramide 1-phosphate transfer activity; ceramide 1-phosphate binding
Source: RefSeq, a predicted model, not a curated record